Eucalyptus grandis is the source of this 1657-nucleotide messenger RNA. Its product is annotated as vacuolar-processing enzyme. Lineage: Eukaryota; Viridiplantae; Streptophyta; Magnoliopsida; Myrtales; Myrtaceae. The record is from RefSeq and is a predicted model, not a curated record. Gene Ontology annotation, molecular function: cysteine-type endopeptidase activity. The transcript is spliced from 9 exons. Gene Ontology annotation, biological process: vacuolar protein processing. Bases 31 to 1521 code for a protein of 496 amino acids.
UUGCUUGAAGCGGAUUGUUGCUUUGUGCUCAUGGGUCGGCUAGAUGCUCUCUUCAUCUGCUCGGCCUUGCUGCUCGUGCUCGCGGCUUGCUUAGAAGCCCGAGGAGCGAGCCGACCCGGUCGGCCCGACUGGAGGUUCGGCUUUACCGAGCCGGUGAUUCGCAUGCCGACCGAGGGAGAGGAAGCCGUGGAUGAAGAAGGCCAGGGGGUCGGGACAAGAUGGGCCGUUCUCGUGGCCGGUUCGUCCGGUUAUGGAAAUUAUAGGCAUCAGGCGGAUGUGUGCCAUGCGUAUCAAAUACUGAAGAAAGGAGGGCUCAAGGAAGAGAACAUAGUAGUGUUCAUGUACGACGACAUCGCCACGCAUCAGUUGAACCCCAGGCCUGGGGUCAUCAUCAACCAUCCCAAAGGUGAUGAUGUCUAUGCUGGUGUUCCAAAGGAUUACACUGGAAAAAAUGUUACGGCAGCAAAUUUGUAUGCAGUGCUUCUCGGAGACAAGAGUGCUGUGAAGGGUGGGAGCGGGAAGGUGGUUAGUAGCAAACCGAAUGACAGAAUCUUCCUCUAUUACUCUGAUCAUGGAGGUCCUGGUGUUCUGGGGAUGCCGAACAUGCCAUUCCUCUAUGCCAUGGACUUCAUCAAUGUAUUAAAGAAAAAACAUGCAGCAAAGGGCUACAAAGAGAUGAUUAUAUAUGUGGAAGCAUGCGAGAGUGGGAGCGUCUUUGAAGGGAUAAUGCCAAAAGAUUUAGAUAUCUAUGUGACAACAGCAUCAAAUGCUCAGGAGAGCAGCUUUGGAACUUACUGUCCUGGGAUGGAACCUCCGCCUCCUCCAGAGUACAUCACUUGCUUAGGUGACUUGUAUAGUAUUGCUUGGAUGGAAGACAGUGAGAGUCACAAUCUGAAGAAAGAAACCAUAAAGCAACAAUAUCAAUCGGUAAAGCAGCGGACAUCCAAUUUCAACAAUUAUAAUGCCGGUUCACAUGUGAUGGAGUAUGGGAACCAAAGCAUUAAGGACGAGAGGCUUUACUUGUAUCAAGGUUUUGAUCCUGCAACAGUGAACUUCCCUCCCAACAGAGUCCCUCCUGAAUACAUGGGCAUCGUUAAUCAAAGAGACGCGGAUCUUCACUUCCUCUGGCAGAUGUAUAAGAAAACAGAAAACAAUUCAGAGAAGAAGAAGGAGAUCACGGGGCAAAUAUCUAGCACCAUGAGGCACAGAAUUCAUCUGGAUGGAAGCAUCGAAAUGAUCGGUGCACUUCUUUUCGGACCCGAGAAGAGCUCGUCCAUGCUAAAUGCUGCGAGAGAGCCCGGUCUGCCUCUCGUCGAUGACUGGAAAUGCCUCAAAUCUAUGGUUCGAGUCUUCGAGACGCAUUGCGGGUCGCUGACACAGUACGGGAUGAAGCACAUGAGGGCGUUCGCCAACAUCUGCAACAGCCGAGUGACCCGGGAAUCAAUGGAGGAAGCCUGUGCAAGUGCGUGUGCUGGCCAUGGUGGUCUCUGGCAUCCUUCAAAUCUCGGUUACAGUGCCUGAAUGAGUUAAGUCUCAGCAGAAUAAGUGAAACUUGUACAUAUAUGUAGUUCAGAAACAUGAAAAGAGUCCAUUUCCAUGGUCCCUCUGUUCACUACGUCUUUAUGCAAUUGCGAUGAUCUCACUAUCUUAUAUUGCA